AUGGCAUUGUUCACCGUUAUCGCGAGGCACAGUGUGGAUCCUGGCCUGGCCGGCCUGCUGGGGCGACGGGCGCCGGGCUCCAAACAGCCUUUCCUGGUCACUUUUUUCAGGGCGAGCCCUGGUCCCGUCCGAGCCCCUCGGGCAGCGAGGCCCCUGAAGAGGAGGCCACCCAAGAAAACCAACGAGCUGCCACACCCGAACAAACUCCCGGGGAUCUUUGAUGACGUUCACGGCACCGACGGCCGGCAGGUUUGCCGACGGCACGAGCUCUACGUCAGCUUCCAGGACCUCGGCUGGCUGGAUUGGGUCAUUGCUCCCCAAGGCUACUCGGCCUAUUACUGUGAGGGGGAGUGCUCCUUCCCGCUGGACUCGUGCAUGAAUGCCACCAACCACGCCAUCCUGCAGUCCCUGGUCAGUACCGCGUCCAUCCUGUCCCCA
This is a messenger RNA of Herpailurus yagouaroundi (jaguarundi), 438 nucleotides long. Its product is annotated as bone morphogenetic protein 8A-like. Gene Ontology annotation, molecular function: cytokine activity; growth factor activity. The record is from RefSeq and is a predicted model, not a curated record. NCBI's taxonomy places the organism in Eukaryota, Metazoa, Chordata, Mammalia, Carnivora, Felidae. The transcript has 4 exons. Gene Ontology annotation, cellular component: extracellular region. The annotation marks the transcript as partial.